UUGGAGGGGUGGUGUCGCUGAUGUUGCGCCGUCUGCCUGCCUGUCCGGAGGUGGUGGCUUCUUUGCCUCCGCCUGUUCGGGCAGCUGUUGACGGGGUCCUCGGUAGCUCCGCUCGAUCCUUUCCGCUGGGCCUCCGCGGCCCCUAGCGGAUGAGGCGAUGCAGCCUCCGGGUCCCCUGCAGCCUCCUCCCCCACCGCCGCCGCUCUAUGCCCCUAAUAACGGGGACUUCACCUUCGUCUCCUCGGCCGACGCGGAAGAACUUAGUGGUUCAAUAGCCUCUCCUGAUGUGAAGCUCAAUCUUGGAGGAGAAAGUGGAGAAUUUAUUAAAGAAUCUACUGCAACUACAUUCCUAAGACAGAGAGGCUAUGGCUGGCUUUUGGAAGUAGAAGAUGAUGACCCUGAAGAUAAUAAACCACUCUUGGAGGAACUAGACAUUGAUCUGAAAGAUAUAUACUACAAAAUUCGGUGUGUCUUGAUGCCGAUGCCUUCACUUGGAUUUAAUAGACAAGUAGUCAGAGAUAAUCCUGACUUCUGGGGUCCACUGGCAGUUGUCCUCUUCUUCUCAAUGAUCUCAUUGUAUGGACAAUUCAAGGUUGUAUCCUGGAUUAUAACUAUUUGGAUAUUUGGAUCCUUGACAAUCUUCCUGUUGGCCAGAGUUCUUGGAGGAGAGGUAGCAUAUGGCCAAGUUCUUGGAGUGAUUGGAUAUUCCUUACUUCCUCUUAUUGUAAUAGCACCUUUGCUCUUGGUGGUUGGAUCAUUUGAAGUUGUUUCUACUUUAAUAAAACUUUUUGGAGUCUUUUGGGCUGCAUACAGUGCUGCUUCGUUAUUAGUUGGUGAAGAGUUUAAAACUAAGAAGCCCCUGCUGAUCUAUCCCAUCUUCUUAUUGUACAUUUAUUUUUUGUCCCUGUAUACCGGGGUGUGACCUGCAGUAUCGGAUUGGGACAGGAACAAUAUCUUACUUACCAUGAAGACUGAUGAAAUGUCAGGUUAUACAGCCCAGCUGAAAGGAGAAAUGACUGUCAUACCUGGUUGUCAAGGUUUCAAAAAGUGGUAAACUUAAAAUAUAUCUCCAUACAUUUUUAAACAGGUUUAGUUAUGUUAGAGAUUUAUAACAGAGUUUUAGGUUUCAGUUUAUUGAACAAGAGGAAAAAAAGUGUGUUUAUAAGGUGAAGUAGCAGAAUUGCACCAGGGCCAGAUGAUAGGCAUAUUAAAGAAAGGGAAAUUCUGAU
This is a messenger RNA of Gekko japonicus, 1229 nucleotides long. It is a transcript of the gene YIPF4, whose product is annotated as Yip1 domain family member 4. The transcript is spliced from 6 exons. Gene Ontology annotation, cellular component: trans-Golgi network; membrane. The record is from RefSeq and is a predicted model, not a curated record. NCBI's taxonomy places the organism in Eukaryota, Metazoa, Chordata, Lepidosauria, Squamata, Gekkonidae. Gene Ontology annotation, biological process: endoplasmic reticulum to Golgi vesicle-mediated transport; vesicle fusion with Golgi apparatus. Bases 158 to 922 code for a protein of 254 amino acids.